UUCAACAUGAACCAUGAGCUCUCAUCUGAACCUCCCUAAAACUUACAUUACAGUCUGCAAUGUUUACAUAUGACGCAAAAGAAUAAAAAAGAGAGAGCCGGUCUCACAGAGAGAAACACCAUGGCGAUGGAUGGCGAUUGUGGCUAUGCUUAAUUCUUAUGACGGAUACAAAACCAUGAUCGAGAGCAUCACGGUGUGAUUUACACUUUGAGGGAUAUAUAUAAUCACCAACAACGACGAUGUCGGUUUUACCCGUUGUUUUGUUUUGUCACUUGCUUUUUUUAACAAAAAUAUACCUCUGUAUGGAAACUGAUUUUUGUGAACCUGUUCGACUUGACCGAGAAAAUAUCCCAAGACCUGACAAACUGAACCGAGAACUUGUUGUUUACAGAAUAAACGCUUUUAAUCAGGAAUUUUAUCUCAAUCUUCUGCCUGACUCCAGUUUUCUGGCUCCUGACGGCACAUUUCAAUAUGACACCCCUUCGACCUCAAGUGCUUUUUCAGGACCUGAUCUUAGAAAAUGCUUUUACUCCGGUGAUAUUAACGCAGACAGGAGUUCAUACGCAGCUGUCAGUCUCUGUGAAGGUGUCCGAGGUGCGUUUUCUUAUAACGGGAUGGAGUACCUCAUAGAACGAAGGUCGACCAACACAGAUGAUGCUGAGAAAACGCACAUCAUCCGCAGGAGAAGACAUCUUCACGCUCGGAACUCAACAUCUCGGUGCGGAGUUACAUCUGGCUUAAACCCGGGCGCUGUGGAGUCCUUAGAAAAGUACAAGCACGUGAAGGGACAUACGAGGAACUUCACAGAAACUUUGAGCAGAUCGAAAAGAUUCGCCUCUAUACCGAGAUACGUAGAGGUCCUGGUUGCUGCUGAUGAGUCUAUGGCGAAAUUCCACGGUGACGACCUGAAGCAUUACAUUUUGACUCUCAUGUCUGUCACUGCAAAGCUGUACAAACACCCCAGUAUCUUGAACGCCAUCAGUAUAGUGGUUGUAAAGCUUGUGGUGAUUAAUGAGGCAGAAAAGGGACCCAAAGUAUCCAGUAACGCGGCACUAACCCUGCGCAAUUUCUGCACCUGGCAGAAGAAGCUGAAUAAAAACAACGACAAACACCCAGAGUAUUGGGACACGGCUAUUUUGUUUACAAAGCAGGACCUUUGUGGGGCCACUACGUGUGACACUCUGGGAAUGGCUGAUGUAGGCACCAUGUGUGAUCCUAAGAGGAGCUGCUCGGUUAUUGAAGAUGAUGGUCUCCCCUCGGCCUUCACCACUGCACAUGAACUAGGCCAUGUCUUCAGUAUGCCACAUGACAAUGUGAAGGCUUGUGAGGAGGCAUUUGGAAAGUUGAAGGACAACCAUAUGAUGUCUCCCACACUGAUCCAGAUCGACCACAACAUGCCAUGGUCUGUCUGCAGUGCUGCCAUCAUCACGGACUUCCUGGACGCUGGCCAUGGUGACUGUUUGCUGGAUCAGCCCCAAAAGCUCCUGGCUCUUCCAGAGGACCCUCCGGGUGUCAGCUACUCGCUAAGCCGUCAGUGCGAGCUGGCCUUCGGCUCAGGAUCUAAGCCUUGCCCGUAUAUGCAGGCCUGCUCCAAACUGUGGUGCACUGGGAAAGCUAAAGGACAGCUGGUGUGCCAGACUCGCCACUUUCCCUGGGCUGAUGGGACGACCUGUGGAAGUAACAAGCUGUGCUACCGGGGGAUUUGUACUGACAAGCAAAAUACUACCAAAGACAAGGUAGAUGGCCGUUGGGGUCGUUGGGGUCAGUAUGGUCCGUGUUCCCGUAUGUGUGGGGGAGGGGUGCAGCUCGCCAAAAGGGACUGUAACAACCCCGUCCCUGAAAACGGGGGCAAGUACUGCCAAGGACUGAGAGUGAAGUAUCGCUCCUGCAACACAGAGCCUUGCAAAGAUUCAGGAAAGAGCUUUCGUGAGGAGCAGUGUGAGACAUUCAAUGGUUUGAGUCUGAACACUAACAGACUGAGUCCGUCUGUGGUCUGGGUCCCGAAAUACUCUGGAAUCUCCGUUAAGGACAGAUGCAAGCUCAUCUGCCGAGCCAAUGGCACCGGUUACUUCUAUGUCCUAGCGCAGAAGGUGGUGGACGGAACCACUUGUUCCCCUGACACCUCAGCGGUCUGUGUUCAAGGAAAGUGCAUCAAGGCUGGCUGUGAUGGCAAACUGAGCUCCAACAUGAAGUUUGACAAGUGUGGUGUGUGUGGUGGUGACAACCAAAACUGCAAGAAAGUCUCUGGAAUGUUCACAAAACCCAUGAGUGGAUAUAACUUUGUGGUGACUCUACCGGUUGGAGCUGCAAACGUGGACGUAAGGCAGCGUGGUUACCGCGGUUUGAUUAACGACGACAACUAUUUAGCAGUGAAGAAUGUCCAAGGUAAAUACCUCCUGAAUGGAAACUUCGUGGUUUCAGCGGUAGAAAAAGACAUUAUCGUAAAGGGAGGUUUGCUGCGCUACAGUGGAACGGGCACAUCGGUGGAGACGCUGCAGAUCACUAGACCUCUCAAAGAGUCUCUCACCGUGGAACUGUUGUCGGUGGGUAAAAUGACACCGCCUCGCGUGCGCUACUCCUACUACCUGACUGUGGGAAAUAAACAGGGCAAGAUCUUAAAGAAGGAGGAGAGGAACCCUGCGCAUAACAGCGUGCUGGAAGACAGCAAUAAAGUGGAACUGAAGAAGCCGGCCUAUCAGACGCCGUCUUAUAAGUGGGUAACGGCGGAUUGGAAUAAGUGCUCGGUUACCUGUGGGAACGGGGUCCAAAGUAGAUUGAUACAGUGUUUGGACUCGGAUGGGGAACCAGCCACACACUGUGAUGGCACCCAAAGGCCCAGUACUAUGAGGGUGUGUGGUGACCCUUGCCCAACGUGGAGCGUCGGCGAAUGGUCCCCAUGCUCUAAAACCUGCGGGAAAGGCUAUAAGAGACGCCCACUGCGAUGCAUCUCUCAGACUGGGCUGCUUUUACCUAGAGACCAUUGCUCAAGCAAAAGAAAGCCACAGGAACUGGACUUUUGCACCGUUCGGCCCUGCUAGAGACCCAUUGUGUGUGUUCUGGGACCCAUUUUAUGGAGAUAUAACGUGAAAAGCAGUGGUCUUUAAUACUUGUGCGUUGGGAAUGGGAAUGUCGUCAUCAAUGAGGAAUUUUACCAUGUCGCAUUUUAAGGUAUAGUUAGAUAUCACCUACCUCGAAAAGGACAGGGUGUUUUAAAGCAACCAAAUAAAACAGACCACGUAAAGUUGUUAUGGCAUUAACACUGUCACAAAAACAGACUUUUACAGCAUCUCCUCUGCAUGUGGUUUGUAGAUAAAGUGAAGAUAUCCGAUUUGUGGCAAAAGUGUUUUGAGUUUGUAUUCAGACUUUAUAUACAUGUGAAUAAUUUGAUCUAAAUGUGAAGCAUAUUGUAUGCAAAAAUAGGGCAUCUUGGUCCAUGCACUAUUGAUCAUUUGUAUUCGUAUAUUAAGAUGAGCUAGUCAGUAGAUUCAAGUGUUGCUAAUCAUUGAAGGUCCAACACGCAGAAUUUAGGGUUACAUAUAAAUAUAGAGAAGACAAAACAAUGGCGCCGAAAGUAGGCUUUUAGUUUGGGUUUAUUAAACAUAAUCAGUAUCUCACCCUGUCAUUUUGGGUUGUGGAGGACAGAUUCUGAAAACAUAUUUACAUUAAUAAAAUAAGUCAUGUUCAAGUUUUAUAUAAUGGUGCUGUACACAAAGGGAUAAAACAGAUAACAUACUACAAAUAAAUCAGUUAAUAUACUUUUAUGGCAAUCAACUUUAUCAGUUAUCGCUAUACUGCAAGUAUAACAUAAGAAAGUCUUAUGGGUCUUGCAAAAACUGAACUCUGCUAAAAGAUGCAGAUAUUUUACUAUGACUGUCCUAAAUCUAAAAAAGAAAUAUUAAAGAAAAAUACAAGUCUUAUUUUACCUGUAUUCAUACUACACAUGCAGCUGCUAUGGCCACUAUGAUUUUAGUAAAGUCACCAUGGAUGGAAAAUCUAGUGUUUUAUUGUAAAUUAAUUAGAUGUAUUCUCUGCUGGACUUAUGAAGAUGUUUUGUAAUUUGUGAAAACAAACCCUGUAAACCAGAUGUUGUUGCUGAAUUUCAUUUCAUUCAUUUAAAAGGUGCUCCCUUAUUACUUUUUUUAUUAUUAUUCCAUCAUUUGUUAAUACAGCAAAAGGCACUCAUGUUUUUGUAUUGAAAUUCAUUGUAUACUAUGUAUACAUCCAUCGACUGUGCACAAAUAAAUAUAGAAAUUACAUUAAAUGUU
Pimephales promelas (fathead minnow) is the source of this 4265-nucleotide messenger RNA. RefSeq names its product ADAM metallopeptidase with thrombospondin type 1 motif, 15b (gene adamts15b). Gene Ontology annotation, biological process: proteolysis; extracellular matrix organization. Gene Ontology annotation, cellular component: extracellular matrix. Lineage: Eukaryota; Metazoa; Chordata; Actinopteri; Cypriniformes; Leuciscidae. Gene Ontology annotation, molecular function: metalloendopeptidase activity. The record is from RefSeq and is a predicted model, not a curated record.